This is a messenger RNA of Seriola dumerili (greater amberjack), 2260 nucleotides long. RefSeq names its product serine/threonine-protein phosphatase 2A 55 kDa regulatory subunit B gamma isoform-like (gene ppp2r2ca). Bases 288 to 1649 code for a protein of 453 amino acids. The record is from RefSeq and is a predicted model, not a curated record. Gene Ontology annotation, cellular component: protein phosphatase type 2A complex; cytosol. Gene Ontology annotation, biological process: peptidyl-serine dephosphorylation. Gene Ontology annotation, molecular function: protein phosphatase regulator activity; protein binding. The transcript is spliced from 9 exons. Lineage: Eukaryota; Metazoa; Chordata; Actinopteri; Carangiformes; Carangidae.
UCCUCUACCUCACCAAUUUCCUCUUUCAUAUCCUCCUGCAUCUGUUUUUUCCCUCUCGCUCCUUUUCCUUUUUCCUCAAACCCACUAUUUCUCCUCCCAUCUCCAUUCCAUCCCCUCUUCACGCCUCUUCUCCUUUUCCGGCCGGCUGGUUUCCCAGGAUGCCUUGUUCCAGGCCGCUCCGCUAGGCCCGAGCAGCAUGGGCGGAGCCUGGGUGGGGAGAGAGAGCACGGAUUGGACCCUUCCCCUCAGGACGGGCACGCUGGCGGGUCACCCUCCCUCAGCUUCAGAUGGGCGAGGACGCUGAGAGCCCCAAAAUCAACCACACCUUCCUGCGAGACUACGUCACUGAAGCUGAUGUCAUCUCUACGGUGGAGUUUAACCAGACGGGGGACCUGCUGGCCACGGGGGAUAAAGGUGGCCGAGUGGUCAUCUUCCAGAGAGAGACUGAGUCUAAAGGGGAGUCGGACGAGCCAGGGGAGACGGGAGACUCUGGGGAAUACAAUGUCUACAGCACGUUCCAGAGCCAUGAACCGGACUUUGACUACCUGAAGAGUCUCGAGAUUGAAGAGAAAAUUAACAAGAUCAGAUGGCUGCCACAGCAGAACGCUGCACAUUUCCUCCUCUCCACAAAUGAUAAGACCAUUAAACUGUGGAAGGUGAGUGAGAGAGACAAGAGACCAGAGGGAUACAACCUGAAAGAUGAGGAGGGACGGCUCAAGGACAUCUCUACCAUCACCUCUCUGCAGGUGCCAGUGCUGAAACCUACAGAUCUAAUGGUAGAGGUCCGUCCCAGACGAGUGUUCGCCAAUGGACAUACCUACCAUGUCAAUUCCAUCUCAGUCAACAGUGACGGGGAGACGUACCUGUCUGCUGAUGACCUCCGCAUCAAUAUGUGGCACCUGGGCAUCACGGACCGCAGCUUCAAUAUUGUGGACAUCAAACCAGCCAACAUGGAGGAUCUGACGGAGGUGAUAACAGCGGCAGAGUUCCACCCUCACCACUGCCACUUGUUUGUGUACAGCAGCAGCAAGGGCACCCUGCGCCUCUGUGACAUGAGAGCCUCUGCACUCUGUGACAAACACACCAAAUUGUUUGAGGAACCCGAGGACCCAGGGAGCCGGUCCUUCUUCUCAGAGAUCAUUUCCUCUGUGUCGGACGUCAAGUUCAGCCACAGCGGACGCUAUCUGCUGACCAGAGACUACCUCACCGCCAAGGUGUGGGACCUGAACAUGGACAAGGGCCCCGUGGAGACAUACCAGGUCCAUGAAUACCUGAGGAGUAAGCUGUGUUCCCUCUAUGAAAACGACUGCAUCUUUGACAAGUUUGAGUGUGUUUGGAACAGCUCAGACAGUGUGAUCAUGACAGGGGCGUACAACAGCUUCUUCCGGAUGUUUGACAGGGAGACGGGCAGAGGUGUAACCCUUGAGGCGUGGCGGGAAAGCAGCAAGCCUCGGGCUGUGCUGCGGACCCGGCGUGUCUAUACUGGUGGCAAGCGUCGCCGUGGAGACGUGGGCGUUGAUAGCCUGGACUUUACAAAGAAAAUCCUGCACAUGGCUUGGCACCCUUCUGAGAAUAUCAUUGCCAUAGCAGCCACCAACAACCUGUACAUCUUCCAGGACCGUGUCAACCCUGAGACGCAGGCACAGUGACUGGGGGAUGGGAAUAUGGACAGCGGCAGACACAGUGCUUUUAUUGAAUUUGUCACAGAAACAUAAGCAGUGACUCAAGUAUAUCAGGAAGUCUUAGAGAAGGCAUGGGGAGUGGACAGCCUUUAUUAGAAGAUUAAGUCUAAGCCAAGCUGUCUCACAACAUACUGAGAUACAACAUCUGUUUGUGUUGAUAAAAGAUUCAUGAUAAAAUGACAAGACUGUUGAUUUAUUGGAUCCCCAGGGAAGGUGUAUAAUCUUUCUUUUUUUUUUUCAACACUGAGAUGAACUGAUGUCUCCAGGACAUGUUUUUGGUCCCACUCUAAUCCCACUUUUUGAAGAUGUUUGUGUAGCUGCCCCACUGUGGGGGCAGUAAAAGAGGUGCGGGGACACCUCUCCAUCUGUAACGACUCAGUGCUGUUGACCACACAAUGUUGCACUCCUCACUCAUGUGCUCUGGUACUAUUCGACACUAUUGGAAGAAGGAAUGAUGCUACAGUCUUGGGAUGAUCUGACUGUGGAUUCCAAGUAACUUUGCAGGAUGGUGCAUCUAAAUCUAAAUUUAAGCAUUUUUCACAACUGUGAAACUGAAGAUUAGGAGUGGUGUUACUGUA